AUGUCUGAAGAAUGGGGUCGGUUCCACGAGUGGAUGAAAUGCGUCGGCGUGGUCACCUUUGACCUGGAACUUGGGCAAAAGCUUGAGUACUGUUUUCCUCCAGAUGUCAAGCUCGGGGAGAAGGAGACUUCUGAUGUCUGCUACAUGGCGUUUCCAGACUCAAACUCGAGCAGCGAGCCGGAGAUUGAUGAAAGCAAAGAAACAAAUCCAACCGUGUUAAAAAUCCACAAGCGUUUACGCAACGAGUCCGAGCGUUACCUCGAGCCAGAAACUCGUCAUUUCUCCGGCAUUGCCUUUUUCCGCCAAGUACGCGAUGCAAGCAUCCACCGUGGCUUUUAUCAAAAAGCAGUUAUCAUCCUAUCUCAAUUACCAUUCCACAACUUGUUCCGACACAUUAUCGAUCUCACCGCGCCCGAGUUCUUUUCCAAAGGAGAAGCGGCACUAGAAUCUAUGGCGGCUGCGGUUAAUAGAUGGCCCAGUCCCAUCGCGGGUGAAACGAUGGAGUUGCCCUUUUUAGGAAGUGUUCUGCGAGUCAGAUUGCCAGCGUACGGAGAGGCGCAAACUGUUCGCUCCGUCGAGUCCAAUCAACUCCUUCCGACAAUGGCUCCAAGCCGCGGAACAACUCUUAUUCCUCAAAUAUCCGAUCUCGAUCUCUACCGUCCUCUCUACACCGCCUUCUAUCAUCUUGGUGUUCUUUGGGAGCUAACUCUUCUUGGUGAGCCACUUCUGGUCGUCUCUGCGACGCCUGAGCAGUGCUCUCAAGCUGUUCUAGGGCUUACCUCACUCAUAAGGCCGUUUCAUUACUGUAACGAAAUGCGGCCUUACUUUACUAUCCACGACUCUGACUUCAAAGAUCUGACGCAGCCAUUCACCAAUAAUUCCGACAGUUCAACCGAUCAAAAUAAACGGCGCCAAGGGCUUAUGCUUGGCGUCACGAAUCCAUUUUUCUGCAAAACUCUUACCAAGUGGCCACACGUUUUGAAAUGCGGUGGUUUGAACGACAAGAUGUCCAAGAAGACUAAAUCUCUGGACAAGAUCAAAACGCUCGAACUCAAUCCUGGCUUCUUUUCAAAACAUACUGGCUAUUUGGACAAGGACAAGGCCAGCAUAGAAAAAGUCGUGAAGAAUGUUUUAAGUAACACCAGAAGGCCACCUGAAGUUGCUUCUGCAAUGAUCAGAAGAUAUUUCGCAACGCUGACGAGAAGCUUUGAGUUUCCCCUGGAAAGAUACAUCUCCUCGCUUAUGCCAUUGAAAAAGCAAAUCGACCCUUUUAAACCUCCUCCUCCGCCUCAUCCUUUCGAAGUGAAAACAUUUCUACAAAGCUUGAGUCGAUCGGGACCCCAAUUGACAUCGUCAAUAACUGGCGACUGGACAUCACUGUAUCGGGAGUUUUUCAGAAGACCGAAUUUCUUCGGAUGGUUGGAGCGAAAGAAAAUUGAAAUGAGAGACAAGAUAUUGGAAUUACACGCAGAAGCAACGUCUGAAGCAGACGUUCUCGGCUGGGCAGAGGACAAGACUGAAGUUGAAAUAAUGGAUUUACUCUUACAAAUGAAGCAGAAAGUCAAAGAUCUGGAACAGCUUAAGCUUUUUAGAUUGAAAAAUGGUGUUAUCUUGCAAAUGGAACAUUUAAAAGAUUGUUUACCUUACGACACGCAGAAAAUUUUUCAAAUGCCGCAGCCUACAACAUUGUGA
Oikopleura dioica is the source of this 1692-nucleotide messenger RNA. NCBI's taxonomy places the organism in Eukaryota, Metazoa, Chordata, Appendicularia, Copelata, Oikopleuridae. The record is from the annotation of a GenBank genome assembly.